AUGUCUGAGGAAGAAAAGUCUGGUAAGGGUGCCAAAGGCAUGCGGGCUGUCAUUCUGGUUGGUGGGUACGGCACUCGUCUGCGCCCCCUUACCCUAACGAUGCCAAAGCCGUUGGUGCCGUUUUGCAACAAACCAAUAAUUGUACACCAAGUGGAGGCACUACGAGAUGCGGGUGUGACAGAAGUGAUUCUUGCUGUUGCGUACCGCUCUGAUGCGAUGAGGAAAACCAUGGAGUACUGGGGCAAGGAGCUUGGCGUCUCCUUCGUGUUUUCCCUGGAGGAAGAGCCCCUUGGGACAGCUGGACCGCUGGCACUGGCGCGUGAUAUCCUUCUCCAGGAUGAUCAGCCCUUCUUUGUUUUGAACGCGGACGUCACGUGCAAAUUUCCGCUGCGAGAACUUCUCUCAUUCCAUAAAAAGCACGGGAAGGAGGGCACCAUCGCCGUGACGAAGGUGACAGAGUGGCAGAAGUACGGUGUUGUCGUCUUUGACGAGACGACUGGGCUUAUUGAUCAAUUUGUGGAAAAACCGAGAAAUUUUGUGGGAGAUCGUAUCAACGCCGGUAUUUACGUGUUUAACAAGAGUAUUCUUGACCGCAUUAAGGUGGAGAAGACGUCCAUAGAAACGCAAGUAUUCCCACAGAUGGCCAGCGCCAAACAGCUGUGUGCAUUUGUGCUCGAAGGCUUCUGGAUGGACAUCGGCGUUCCUAAGGACUACAUUGAGGGCGUGAGCAAGUACCUGCGGUCGCUCAACGGGACCCCGAAGGAGGCAAAGGAGCUCUACGGGGCUGGCCGGGCUCACAGAACCGAUGAAUUCACCGUCGUCGGCUCCGUCAUCAUAGAUCCAAGCGCGAAAAUUGGAAGGGGCUGCGUUGUCGGACCUUUUGUAACGAUUGGACCAGGCUGCGUGAUUGGUUCCUCGUCCCGCAUUAAAAAUGCGGCGAUACUCGAAGGCAGCGUCGUCGGUAGCGGGACUUUCAUCGACUCAAGCAUUAUCGGCUGGAAUUCGCGGGUCGGCUCCUGGUGCCGCGUUGUCAACAACGCCGUGCUCGGGGAGGACGUGGAGGUGAAGGACGAACUGUUUCUUAACGGAACCAAAGUACUUCCGAACAAGUCGAUAACGCAAUGCUAUCACGAGCCGGAGGUUAUCAUGUGA
Molecule: messenger RNA, 1152 nt
Organism: Trypanosoma conorhini
Lineage: Eukaryota; Euglenozoa; Kinetoplastea; Trypanosomatida; Trypanosomatidae
Product: GDP-mannose pyrophosphorylase
Exons: 1
Coding region: 1-1152 (383 amino acids)
Biological process (GO): cell wall mannoprotein biosynthetic process; GDP-mannose biosynthetic process
Cellular component (GO): cytoplasm
Molecular function (GO): mannose-1-phosphate guanylyltransferase (GTP) activity; GTP binding
Source: RefSeq, a predicted model, not a curated record